Messenger RNA from Guyanagaster necrorhizus, 1531 nucleotides. RefSeq lists its product as uncharacterized. Lineage: Eukaryota; Fungi; Basidiomycota; Agaricomycetes; Agaricales; Physalacriaceae. The coding region runs from base 101 to 1531 and encodes 476 amino acids. The transcript has 8 exons. The record is from RefSeq and is a predicted model, not a curated record.
GUUCAAGACGACGUAUGGUGAGAUUGCCGAGUCUUCCUUGUUCCUUAACGUAUCCAUCGUCUACUCUCGCUCGAGUCUUCAUAGAUAUCCCACAGUCAUCAUGGAUAGCGCGUCCUUGUCGACGCAAAUGCAUUUGCGUAUGGACUCAUCAACCCCGCUCUGGAGCAAACCUAAGGACUUUGUGAAUCGAAAUUUUCGGUCCAAAGGACGCUUCCUCGUUGGUGCUGCUAUCGGGGUGUCUCUGGUCGCUCUCAUGUCUUUGGUCGGAUUCUGGCUUUGGGCAUCAUCAGAGGCCCCCCCCUUGUUGGAACUCACCAAGAACGUCGAGGUAGAUUCGUUCGAUCCCUUGAACGCCCUCGUCGGUGCGCCGACUGAGCACUUUGGUGACAAUCUUCGCCCUGACUUCAAAUACAUCACUUCCUGGAUAUCUGCUGGUUGGACGAAUGAUGUGAUGACCUAUAUUAAUCUGAUAUAUUUGGGCUUGAUAACUGACCGUGUACCAAUAUUGCCUAUGUUUAUUCCCUCGCAUAUUGGUGCCGCUGCAUCACCCAUCGCAUUUGGUGAUGUGUUUGAUGUUCCUCGCCUUCGCCAGGCGCUGGACAGACCUAUUCUUGAAUGGCGAGAUGUAAAGGAUCCGAAUAGCGCAGAACUAGAUGGACUCGGGUGCUGGAACGUUUGGGAAGCGACAUCACAAAACCACGAGAAGGGUCCCCGUGGAAGCAGUGUCCUAGGCUACCUGCAACUUGACGUGUCAUAUACGAGGAUGCCUGACUGGGUCAAGCUCAUUCAGAAUUAUGAACACGACUCUCAUACAACAUUUUGGGCGCUCGCGAAAUUCGCCUUUCCAGAGACGAGAAAAGCCAACCUUGUAACGCCACUCCCUUCGCCGAUUCUGAACAUAUCGCUUCCACCAGACGAGCAACUCCUUUGCUAUGAUUAUUUAUAUUAUGUCUGCGCCCAACAGCCAUUCGAAUAUGAUCACGACUAUAGCCCGGCAUGGCGCUUUGUUGCUCAGUACAUGCAUUGGGUUCCUUCGCUCGAAGCUCUGACGAAAAAAUAUAUCAAUCGUGCACUAGGCUUGGAAGACGACGGCCCCACACCUCCGUACGUUGGUAUUCAUGCUCGGCACGCUGACUUCAAAAACUACUGCUGGGGUGCACCGCAGGAAGAAUGCUUUCCCUCUAUGGCCGUCAUUGCCCGACGGGUACAGGAGGUUAAAGACGAACUGCUACAAACUCAAGGUAUUGACGUUGAACAUGUCAUCAUGACAAGCGAUGAAACGAACGCUAGCUGGUGGGAGGAAGUCACACAGCAGGGUUGGUUUGCACCAGAUCAUUCAAAGACGAAGGAACUUUACGGCGAUUGGUACCCCCUCCUCAUUGAUGCAGUGAUACAGUCGGGCGGUGUUGGAUUUGUUGGUACGGAUAGAUCUACCAUGUCGGUACUAGCCAGACGACGCGUCGAAUCGUGGCAAAACGGUGUUACGAGGACCAUUCUGUGGGGGACACCCCACGCAGAUGAUCAUAGGUAG